Candoia aspera is the source of this 4096-nucleotide messenger RNA. RefSeq names its product polycomb group ring finger 6 (gene PCGF6). Gene Ontology annotation, cellular component: PRC1 complex. Gene Ontology annotation, biological process: regulation of transcription by RNA polymerase II. NCBI's taxonomy places the organism in Eukaryota, Metazoa, Chordata, Lepidosauria, Squamata, Candoiidae. The transcript has 10 exons. The record is from RefSeq and is a predicted model, not a curated record. Bases 123 to 1118 code for a protein of 331 amino acids.
UAGAGCCGUCGCGCAGUCUAGGAGAGGGGAGGGAUCAGAGCAAUACUCCGUUUUUGCUGGAAAUCUGUGUUUUCCUGCGGGCCAAGGCCGAGCUGCUGCUUGUUUGUUUGUUUUUUGGAGACAUGGCGUUGACUCCGCUAAGCGAGGGUUCUGUGGCUGAGGGGGCUGGUGGACUGGCCGAGGAAGUGGAGGGUAAAACAGCAGCAGCACCCGCGCUGGAAACGCCUGGUUGCUCCGGGGCGGGUGCUCGUUACGAGCAGGGAAGCCGCUCUGAAUCUAGCUGUGAAGGUAAUGAAGAGAUGGAGGAUGAGGAAGAGAUGAUGGAGGAAGAGGCUGCAGAGGAAGGAGCCGCAGAGCUCUUCGGGGGAUUUGGGACGGAGGAGGGCGAAAUGGAUUCCGACGACGGGGACGAGCGCAUGAUUAAUCUUUCUGAGCUGGUGCCGUAUAUCAUGUGUUCCAUCUGCAAGGGAUACUUCAUAGAUGCCACAACCAUCACAGAAUGUCUUCAUACAUUCUGUAAAAGCUGCAUAGUAAGACAUUUUUACUACAGUAACAGAUGUCCAAAAUGCAACAUUGUAGUACAUCAGACACAACCACUUUAUAAUAUCAGGCUGGAUCGACAAUUACAAGACAUAGUAUAUAAAUUAGUUGUCAACUUGGAAGAAAGAGAAAAAAAGCGAAUGCAUGAUUUCUAUAGAGAGAGAGGUCUAGAAAUACCCAAACUUGCUGUACCCCAGCCGAUUGCAGUAGGCAGGGGGAGACCCCGCAAGAUGUUAGGAUCCGUAUUCCGUAUUCCUCCAGAACUUGACAUGUCACUUCUUCUGGAAUUUAUUGGAGCAAAUGAUCUCUCUGGGAAUUUUAAGCCACUGGAAAAGAAGUUUGUACGUGUUUCAGGAGAGGCAACAAUUGGACAUGUGGAAAAAUUCCUCAGAAGAAAGAUGGAUCUUGAUCCUGGCUGUCAGGUUGACAUAAUAUGUGGUGAUCACCUGCUAGAACACUAUCAGACUCUAAGGGAAAUCCAACAUGCUCUAGGGAAGAGUGCAGUGCAGGAUGGGUUACUUGUACUUCACUAUGGACUGAUUCUUAGUGGAGAUUCCACAUUUUCAAGAAUCUCUUAAAUUUUCAGAAGAUGCUUGAAGAAGCAAAACCUCAUUUGAGAAUUGCAGCAAAAAAGCCAUUUUAUUUAAAUGAAUUUAAACAAAUGCACCGUGUUUGCUCUGCAUAAUAAUUAAGGAACUGAUUUAAAGCAUUGAGAAAAAAGAAACACUGUGCCAGUAAGUAAGCUAUAAAUACUUCAGUGCUCUUAUAUCGUCAGCACCUAGCUCAGGGAAGAACAAGCUUAUCAACAUAACAGAAUUCAUUUUAAAUACGUGUCUUGCUGCAUUCAUGACUACUUGAUGGGUAGUCUUGUAUUUGAGACUACAAUUUAUCUGAAAGUCUAUAAGUAUAUUUGCAAUGCUUUUCUCAGGGAUGAUCUCUUGGACUACAAUGUCUUAUUGGGAAAAAUGUGUAUUAUUCAUGGGGACAUUUGAAUUAUAUUUUAGUUGUCAGUUUAGAAAUAAAAAGACUUAGAUUUUUCUCUAUAGAUAAAAUGGGGACCAAUCACCCUUUAAAAAUUGCAAGCAUUUAUAUCUCAUGUCUUAUGUGAAAAAAAAAUUAAAACACAUGAUCUAUCAAAUACAAAAACUAAAAAAAGAAAUGUUACCUAUAGAUCAUCACUGGAUGAAUAGCAAUGUAAAUGUAAAACUAGAUGAGAUGAUAAAUUGGGCUGCAUUGGAACAGGUGUUCCACUGUUGUUUAUACCUCCAAUCUUAGUGAGAAAAUAAAUGGGCCAUGUCCUUUCCAAGUGUUUCAAACAGUGGCCUGUGUUUUCCAGGUAAUAAAAGUGCACUUGAAUAAUAAAGUAGGAGCUGGCUGAAUGGUAGCAAUGAAGUAACAGAGCCAGAACAGUGGUCUUACUGAAAAAUACAGAUUUCAUUAGCUUACUGCGAAAAAUAUUAAAACAAUAUAAAAAAUGAAAUACAUCUGAUGUGAGAAAAAAGCCAUAGAAGCACUCAGUCAAUUGCACAAAAAGGGUAUGAUAGGAAUAUUGAAAAGCGCAGAGAAAUUGUUAACAAUUAUUUUGACUGGGCUUUGCAUGGGAUUACAAUGCCUCUGACUUAAAAAAAAAUAUUGAAGGCUAAUUCUAAUUGUAGCAACACAAACUAAAACAUUUGGGACACAUGGAACCAAAUCUUUGGUUCCAGCAUACAACCACAAAUUCAUGAAGAGUGAAAUAUUACAGUAUUUGUUCUGUUUUUUAGUUUGAUAGAGUAAAUAAAUUAGCUAAUGUUACUUCAGCUUGUCACAAGUAAAUUAUUGAAAUUGGAAUUAACACAGAAGAACAAGCUUUUCUGAGAGAAAAAGUAGCAUAACUUUUGUAGAGGGAGAUCCUGCAUUGCCAAAGGGAACUUUUUCUGGAGUAUCAACUAGGGAUGCUCCACUCCAUAUACUUGAACAUCUAAGUAGGCACAGAAUCAGGAAGUAUAUUUAAGUCUUAAACAUGCUACCAGACUUUAUAUCUACUUCAUUGUAUAGACUAAUAUGACUCCUCCCACUGUCAUGGACCCAUGAGAGCACUGUCACAAAUGAAGCAUAAUGUUCAUAGAAAUAUGGAGUGGGUUUUUCUGAUAGUCUAUAUUUAUACUUAUUACUGAAAUGUAGUGUACUCAUAAAUGUUCAGGCCUUUGUUGAGCAGUAGUUCUGGUUAUCAUCUAAUUCAGUUUGAGUCUCUGUACAUAUAUUCAUUUGGAGUAUUAUAGAAUUGAAAUUUAUACAGAACAUGUUAACUAUAAAAAUCAAGAGUAGGUACACCAGUUCUGAACAGAAAAACUAAAGUGUUGUAGGGGCAUUUAGUUUAAAGAAAACAAGUGAGGCAUUUCAGAGGGAAGUGGUAUAAAGAAAAUGGAGAUUUUUUUUAAAAAAAAUAUCUUGCCUUUAUUAUUUUUUAUAAAUAACUCAAGGCAGGGAACAUACCUUAUACUCCUUUCUCCUCCUAUUUUCCCCACAACAACAACCCUGUGAGGUGAGUAGGGCUGAGAGAGAGUGACUGGUCCAAAGUCACCCAGCUGGCUUUCAUGCCUAAGGUGGGACUAGAACUCUCGGUCUCCUGGUUUCUAGCCUGGUGCUUUAACAAUUAGCUUCAUGACCAUGCAGUUAGGUAUAGCUAAUUAGGAAUAGCUUCAGGUAACAAGAGGCUUGCCUUCAUAUUACACAUGGUAAACUAUAAGAAUUCACUGCUUAAGAUGUGUUUGCCACUGGUUUAGAUGGCUUUCUGUUAUCAUUUCUACAUCUCCAGAAUCAGAGAUGGUAUGUUGCUGACUACUGCAAGGAAGCAUUGUUUUCAAAAUCUGUAUUUGGGCUUUAUAGAGAGGUCUCUAUUCCUUCAGGGCUCUUCCUUUCUUUAUACUUGGAGCACUUUCAGUUACCAAUCUAAGUCAAAACUUUUUUCACAUUCUACAUUAAUAGAUGAUAUAGGAUGCGAUACAUGAGAACAACUGUGAUCAAGGUGUGUUUGCUUGUGCGCAGUUUAGAUUAUCAAGAGAGGAGUUUUCAGAAUUCGUAAGUAUAUCGCACAGUAUCUUGGAAGGCUCCGUUAUUUCUCUUUUGGAGAGAAAUCUGCAUUUCCAAUUGAUAGUUGAAUAAUCAGCCAAAUCAUGGGAAUGCCCUAUUUCAUUAAAAAUGAAGACCUACAGUAGAAUCUGGAAAAAAAAAUUGUAUUCCAAUUAAUUAAUUUGAUUGCAAAGCAUGAAGAAGUUCAUCAGAUCUGUAACUCAUAUUAUGUUCACCGUAUGGAGAAGCUGAUUUGUGUUCUCUCUUGUUUCUUUUUCCUCCACCUAUGUGCUAUACUUGCAGGAAAAAAAAUUCUCCCCAAGGCAUCACUCCAAAUGAUGCCUUAUAAGUAAAUUGACAAUAUUUCAUUGUCUCUGUUAGAUACAUCUUGGUCACUCAGCUUCAUUGCUUCUUAUUUUCUUGUCUUAUUUCAAGUUAUCAAAUAUAGAGUUUUUCUUCUGUACACAUUCACCUCAUUACCAAUAAAAUCAUCCCAUUUUAUUGU